CACAAACAACACCUCUCCAUCGCGAGCUGCGAAAGACGAGCAGAGGGAGGGAGGGCAAAGCGAAGAGAAACACAACCGCGCCACCCCCGCACCCACCCACCCACCCACGCACCCGGAGCGAAGGGGAGACCGGCCGCAACAGAAGGCAGAGAGAGCUAGAGCCCCGCGCGCGGCAAUGGGCAACAGCAUCGGCGGGCGGCGCAAGGGCGCCAAGGUGAUGCAGCUGGACGGGACGGCGUUCCGCGUGAAGCCUCCGGCGUCCGCGGGCGCGGUGCUGCGCGACCACCCGGGGUUCCAGCUGCUCGAGUCCGAGGAGGUGAAGCUGCUGGGCGUGCGCGCCCGGCCGCUGGCGCACGACGCACAGCUACGCCCGGGCAGGCUCUACUUCCUCGUGGUGCUGCCCCGGCCGUCCGUCCCGCCGCGCCGCGCCUGGUCCGGCGCGCUCCAGGUGGGCGCGCGGGAGCGGCUGGAGUCGCUCAUGCUCACGCGCCGCUCCACCUCCGACCUCUCCCUGCCGGCCUCCGCGGCCACGGCCACGGCCACGGCGCCGCCGUCCCCGCUCUCCGAGUCUGAGGGCGGGCCUGUCCGGCUCCGGAUGCGCUUGCCCAAGGCGCAGGUCGAGAGGCUCAUGGCCGAGAGCCGCGACGGCGCCGAGGCCGCCGCCCGGAUCAUGCAGCUCUGCGCCGCCGCUAAUAACCCCGCCAGCGGCGCCGCCACGCCCGAGAGGGGGAUCUUGCGGACGCCCGAGCGGAGGAGCCCGCGGUUCGUGCCCACUCCGGACUGGGGCGUCGGCGUCGGCGCCACCGCCGCCUCGUCCCCGCAGACGCCCGAGCGGAGCCCCAGGUUCGCGGCGAUGACGCCCGACUGGGGGACUGAUGGGUUCAUGGUGCCGGCGGGCGUUGCGACGGCGCCCAGGACGCCGGAGAGGUGGCCCGCGCUGCCCCGCACCCCGGAGUACGCGUCGCCCGACGUCAGGGCCAGCCGGAAAGAGAAGCGAACGCGGUUCGUGGCGCUGCCGGAUGAGAUAAUCGCGUGACUUCUUCUUCGUCUCUCCCGCGCGCGCGCGCGCCGGGAUGAAACGAUCGAGGCCUGCGGUUGCUUGAUUUGGAGGAGCGUGGCAAGCAAAAGCAUGAUGUGCUGGGGUGACGAUCAGAGAGCCCAGAAGAUGUACUAGACUGAUUGAUGGUCCGCAGCAGGGUCCCAGACGCUCUGUCCCGUGGUUGGUCGUUUUCCUCGGUUGCGAGCGAGCCGGGGAAGAGCGCCUGCUGUGCUGCCGGCCGGCCCACGACGGUAGCGGCGGCAGCUCCCUGUCUUGCCUCCGACGACGACAGGGACUCAAGUGUGUCGUCUUCUUUUUUUUCUUCUUCUUCUACUGUGGUCUGUGGUCUAUGUAUCUUCUACAUAUUUAAGGCUAUCUUGCUCGUCCUCUCUAGAUGUUGUAGGUUGCUGAAGAAGCUUAGGAUAUAAAUACUUCUACAUGUAUAUGAAAACACUUGCGGAGGCCAUGACAGUAGCCAACAGCUUCGCGUGUCAUCGUCUGCGUCGUUUAAUUUUACUCUAGCAUUCGUCUCAAUCCACAUGCAUCAAUAUGGAUUGAAGUGAAUACUAAGUAUUCAAACAAUGCCUCGUAAUUCUGUUC
This is a messenger RNA of Zea mays, 1639 nucleotides long. RefSeq lists its product as uncharacterized. Bases 176 to 1036 code for a protein of 286 amino acids. The record is from RefSeq and is marked predicted. NCBI's taxonomy places the organism in Eukaryota, Viridiplantae, Streptophyta, Magnoliopsida, Poales, Poaceae. The transcript is spliced from 2 exons.